Symbiodinium sp. CCMP2456 is the source of this 1839-nucleotide messenger RNA. The record is from the annotation of a GenBank genome assembly. NCBI's taxonomy places the organism in Eukaryota, Dinophyceae, Suessiales, Symbiodiniaceae.
AUGUGUAUUCCCGAACCGCCAAGCCAGGUCAUCGCGAAGACGGGCACAGUAAAGGCAGAGCCGCACAUGGAUGCUAAGCUGAAGACCAAGAAGUCCAAAGGAAGUAGGUUCAUCGUCUCCGAAAUGACGAUGAAUGGCUGGUUGAAGCUUGAGAACGAGCCGGGCUGGUUGGCAGCUCACCUCCGUGGUGUACAGGACAUUGGAGAGGUUGCAGCACCGCUCGAGACCGACCCCAUGCUGGAGCUGGCAGUACCCGUCUACCAGCCGCAGGGCAUGGUUUGCCUCGAAGUCGUCUUCAAGACCGGUGUUCCCGUAAGGGAGACGCCGAGCCGAAAGGCGAAGACGGUGGCAACGCUCAAGUGUGGAGAAUAUGUCUUCGCGCACACUCAGAACUUUGACGGCUGGCUGAAGCUCUCGGGCAAGCCAGAAGGAUGGGUCCUAGCCAACGACUCGGACUGGGGCGAGCUGCUUCGGCGCCGGCGACGCAUGAACGACGUUGACUUGUGGGCCAUGUGUGAUGCCUGGGCUGCUGCAAGAGCGCGGCCUGGAACUGGACGUUCUAUGGGUCUGAGCGGCAAGGAGGUCGAGGCCCUCAAAGAGCUCGAAGAGCGCACGGUCAUGGAGGCCAAGGCCCUGUGGCAAGAGCACCGCAGCAACAAGGAGUACCUGGUGUCGGAGGGAUACCUGGCCGGAGAGGACCUUCUGAAGACGGAGACCUGGAUGCGUCAGCGGGUCUUCGCCCAUGUCCUCGAGAAGAAGUCCAAGACGGGUGAGGGCUGGCUUCGGGAGCUGAUCUCGGGCUUCAAGCUGUCCUCGAGGGUGCCCCCGCUGCCAGGCAUCCAGGGGGAGCAGGAGGAAGACGACUACUAUGCCGAGCAGCAGGCCCAAGCACAGAGCUUCUCCCAGGGGCUUCGAAAAGGCUUCACGAAUGCCAAUGGCGAAGCAAUGGGUGGAGCAAUGGGUGGCGCAAUGGGCGGCGCAAUGGGCGGCGCAAUGGGUGGACAGCAAGGCCACGGCGCCUUCGAUCCGGCCUUCGAAGGGACCAAGCCCUUCGAGUACAAAGGCAAGGUCUAUACCAUGGCUCCAAACGGUGUGCUCUUUGAUCCGCCGAACCAGGUUCCCAUGGGCAUCUGGAACCCCGACACUCAGCGCCUUGACCCUGCUGCCGGCAUGAUGCCUGGCUGCCCAUAUCCAGCCAUCUCCUACCUGGGUCGGACCUACAUUUUGCUCCCGGACCAGCGAUUGUUGGACCCAGAGACCGAGGAGAUCGUGGGCACAUUCAAUCGCGACACGAACGAGAUGGACCUGCAGAACCCUACGCUGCUCCAAGAGGUUGGCUCGAGGAAGGAGACGGGCGCAGACCCCGCUUUCGCGAACGAUGGAGAGCCUGUAGACAUGCACGAGUACAUCGAGCGCGGCAAUCAGAUGGUGAAGGCAGGGAGAUUCAAAGCAGCUGCGGGCCUCUUCUCAGAGGCACUCAAGGCCUGCUCUCAGCAGCGUGCCGUGGAUCUCGACCUGGAGGUGGACAUCAUCAAGUCGCGAGCGAAGUGCUGGAAAGCCCUUGGCUGCUUCUCUGAGCUCAAGGAGGAUGCCUCCAAAGUCUUGAAGUUGACUGGGAACCGCGACAGCGAUGCUUUGCAGUGGCACAGGGCGGCAGACGAGGGCCUCCAGCACAAGAGCCGCAAUCGGGACCGGGAAGUGCUGCAGCCGCGGGAGGCGCCGCCCAUGACCGGCAACGCGAACGGCUACGGAGGCUUUGGCGCGAAGUGCUCUCAAUGCAAUGGUCUCGCUUCGAAGUGUGCUCAGUGUGGAGCAGGGCCCGGGAGCCAAGAGCUAUGA